UUUUAUAAAGCGUAGUCACAGAGUGCCGUGUAUUCCUUUAAGUAUCGGAAUUCUCUUAAUCACUUCCUUUAAUUACUAAAAAUGAUUGGAUAUAUUUUGCUGUUGCUUACGUUUGGUUUUGCAACUGCCAAAGAAUUGAGCUCUUCAUCAUGCAAAUUGAACCAGUUUCCAUGUAAUAACGGACAGUGCAUCAGCAGAAAUCAAUGGUGUGACAAAAAUGCAGAUUGCAGAGACAAAUCGGAUGAAAAAUUUUGCUCAAGAGGGUCGUUUCAAAAUGCAGAUCCCAAUCGAUGUAGAGACAAACCGUUACUGUUUUUGUGUAGUGAUGGAACUUGCAUUCCGGUAGUUGGUAGAUGUGAUAAUGCUUAUGAUUGUCCUGAUAAUUCAGAUGAGAUGAACUGCCCUGUCAACUCUUACAGAAAUAGUGAUGUACUUCCAAAACCUGUACAAGCCCAAGCAGCUCAAAACACGCCUUCGUACAAUUAUCGCAACUUAGAAAGCAGUUCAUAUACCGAUCUUCCGUACAAAAACUUCAAACUGCAGCUGAGUUCGGCUCGUGACUGGAUAAAAUCUCAACAAGAAAAGAACUACGGGUGGGGUGACUACACAGCCAGAGCAGUUAUUUCAAUGUACUUGUCAAGAGAAAAUGUGUUUCCGAAGUCGGAAGAAGACUUGCUUAUGGACAAACAAUUGGACAUUGAACUAUUUGUAGCUUUAAGGAGAAAUGAGACUAACACACUGUCUCUCUGUGAAUUGGCUCUCUAUAUAAAUGCAUUGCUGGCUGCUUGCAAGAACCCUAGAAAUUUCUAUGGAUAUAACUUAGUAAGCGUUCUGCGGGAGAGAGUAGAUAAAGUCUACUUGACGUAUCAGUAUGUAAGCCCUCUAGUCCAUUUGACGUUAUGCCUCAGUAAUGCUACAAGAUAUACAGACAUGCAGUCACUUAAAGACUUGUUUAAUCGGAGUGUUAUCGUAGACAAAGUCGACCUUAUAUCCCUUGCAGUUUUAGCUUCGUCCUGCAUUAUCAAAAAUAAGCGCUACAACAGCCCGCAAGACCAUAGAGAUUUCAUAAAUCGGUUAUUGAACAGGAUAAAGAAUUCCGGUCCACCCGGAAAUAUUUACGAGCUCUCACUUGCAAUGCAGGCCUUGAAUGCAGCAGAAGUUGAUCCUAGUGAAUGGGAAAGGGAUGUAGCAAUUGAGUCUAUUCUAAGGAAGCAGAAUGAAAAUGGGUCAUUUGGUGAUGUCUUGGGAACAUACUACACUAUUCCAAUAUUAUCCGGAAAGUCCUUAUUAUCACUUUCUAAUCAUUGUGGCCAAGAUUUCUCAAAUGGAAAGACUCCCUUAGACAUCCUGAAGAAUACAAAGAAAAGGAAAAUUUCCGUCACUUACACUUUGCGUUUUGGUGAUCCUAUGGAAAUGUCACAAAUAAUCACACUUAAAGUUGCAGAGGGAACAAACUUCCUGGAUGUCAUGCGAUUGGCAGAGUCAGAGAACCAAAUCUUCAGGUUCAGUUUGGAUGAAACUAAAGAUAUUCCAUUUGUCUACUCAAUCGGAGGUGUGCCGAAUGACGCCGAGCGUGGAUUAUAUUGGACAUUGCAUGUUCGAAGUACUCGGCCUCCUUUUGACUUCCUUUCUUACGGAGAUGAUAUUAAAAAGCUAGUUCCCAGCGACCGAGGAGAGAUCAGAUUUUCACAGAAACAAAUGUAAAACAACUUAUUAAGUUUUUAAAUUUUUGUUAAUAAAAUGUUAAAACUA
Parasteatoda tepidariorum (common house spider) is the source of this 1752-nucleotide messenger RNA. RefSeq lists its product as uncharacterized. The record is from RefSeq and is a predicted model, not a curated record. Gene Ontology annotation, biological process: cobalamin transport. Gene Ontology annotation, molecular function: protein binding; cobalamin binding. NCBI's taxonomy places the organism in Eukaryota, Metazoa, Arthropoda, Arachnida, Araneae, Theridiidae.